This is a messenger RNA of Betta splendens (Siamese fighting fish), 5246 nucleotides long. It is a transcript of the gene large1, whose product is annotated as LARGE xylosyl- and glucuronyltransferase 1. The coding region runs from base 546 to 2813 and encodes 755 amino acids. The transcript has 15 exons. The record is from RefSeq and is a predicted model, not a curated record. Gene Ontology annotation, biological process: protein O-linked glycosylation via mannose. Gene Ontology annotation, molecular function: xylosyltransferase activity; glucuronosyltransferase activity. NCBI's taxonomy places the organism in Eukaryota, Metazoa, Chordata, Actinopteri, Anabantiformes, Osphronemidae.
CAGUGAUUGGACGCUGGCUGCUUGGCAGGAAGAAAGAGCUGCUGUGUCGAGGCCGAGAACUCACACACAAACCGGAUUUGGACGCUACCGGACCCUUACGUGGAGGUGAUAAAUAGCCCACUGGACAGUCGUAGGGUCUGUUUACCGGCUCGUCGGUGGCUGGAAAGCGUUGUCUGCGUGCUGCUGCUGUGAAGGCCGCUACGGUCCCGGCUGUGUGUCACAGCAAUAAUCCGCCGCUAUUAAUGAGGCUGAGGGGAGACUGGAGCUGCGGGUGGCGCACACAAAGCUGUCUGACAUGUAAGCUGCUAUCUCUGGCUGACAGCUGAGGCUGCCCACCGGAUAAGCAUCCCGUCGACUGAGCUGAAGACACGGCUGUCUGUCACGGGGGCAGCGUUCCCCCGUUACCGUGGAUCCGUUUGACCAGGACGCCGUAAAAAGCGCAGUUUGGAGCCUUUUUGCAUUAGUGCCAUGACUCAGCCUGGACAGCAGCUGCUCCCCACAUAGAGGUCACUUUACCUCUCCUUCCAUUUGCGUUAGUCCAGAGGAUGCUGGGAAUGUGUCGUGGGCGGAGGAAGUUUCUGGCGGCCUCCCUCGCCCUGCUCUUCAUUCCAGCACUCACUUGGCUUUACCUGUCAGUUGGAGGUUUUCAAGUGAAGCCUGUCCCACUGUCUGCAAUAGAAGCCCAGGCCUCAACGCCAGGUGGGGGGCCUGGAGAGAGGCAGGCCUUAGAGUUGAGGGUUCGGGCAGUGGAGGAAGAGAACCGGGCACUGCGCCGAGAGCUCAGCCGGCCACCCAGGAGCCCAUCUGCACGCCUUCCAAGUGGCGGUCACCGUGGCAACCAAAGCCGAACCCAUUCAGAGGAGGGCACUGGUGAUAAUGAGGGCCAAAAAGUUCCUGCAGUGGGAAAUAGCUCAGACUGCGUGCAGCAGCCAGUGGUGGAUAAGUGUGAGACCAUCCACGUGGCCAUUGUGUGUGCAGGCUACAACGCCAGCCGCGACGUGGUGACCCUGGUAAAAUCUGUCCUCUUCCACAGACGAAACCCCCUACAUUUCCAUUUCAUCACAGACGCCAUUGCUCAGCAGAUCCUAUCGUCUCUGUUCCGUACCUGGAUGGUUCCUGCUGUCAGAGUUGACUUCUACGAUGCAGAUGAACUUAAGUCUGAGGUGUCAUGGAUUCCUAACAAACAUUACUCUGGCAUCUAUGGUCUGAUGAAGCUGGUGCUGACAAAGACCCUGCCGUCCAACCUGCAGAGGGUCAUCGUUCUGGACACAGACAUCACCUUUGCCACUGACAUUGCUGAGCUUUGGGCUGUCUUCCACAAAUUCAGAGGUCAGCAGGUACUAGGUCUAGUGGAGAACCAGAGUGACUGGUACCUGGGGAACCUAUGGAAGAACCACCGACCCUGGCCUGCUCUGGGAAGAGGCUUUAACACUGGGGUGAUUUUGCUUCUCCUGGAUCGGCUGCGUAAGCUCAGAUGGGAACAGAUGUGGAGGCUGACUGCAGAGAGAGAACUAAUGAGCAUGCUGUCCACCUCGCUGGCAGACCAGGACAUCUUCAACGCUGUGAUCAAACAGAACCCCUUCCUGGUGCAUCAGCUGCCCUGCUUUUGGAAUGUCCAGUUGUCUGACCACACCCGCUCUGAGAAGUGUUACAAGGACGUUUCAGACCUCAAGGUGAUCCACUGGAAUUCUCCCAAAAAGCUGCGUGUGAAGAACAAGCAUGUGGAGUUUUUCCGGAAUCUCUAUCUCACUUUUCUGGAGUAUGACGGCAACCUGCUGAGGCGAGAGCUGUUCGGCUGCCCCAGUGAGGUGGACCACAACAGUGAGAACCUCCAGAAGACUUUGUCAGAGCUAGAUGAAGAUGAUCCGUGCUAUGAGUUUCGCCGAGAGCGAUUCACCGUUCAUCGAACCCAUCUCUACUUCCUCCAUUAUGAGUAUGAACCCAGCUCUGACAAUACUGAUGUUACUCUAGUUGCUCAGCUCUCUAUGGACAGGCUCCAGAUGUUGGAGGCCAUCUGUAAACACUGGGAAGGCCCCAUCAGCCUGGCCCUGUACCUGUCUGAUGCUGAGGCCCAGCAGUUCCUACGUUAUGCUCAAGGGUCAGAGGUGCUGAUGAGUCGUGGGAACGUAGGUUAUCACAUAGUCUACAAAGAGGGACAGUUCUACCCGGUCAACCUCCUCCGCAACGUAGCCAUGCAACAGGUCACCACCCCCUACAUGUUCCUGUCAGACAUUGACUUCCUGCCCAUGUAUGGCCUCUAUGAGUAUCUGAGGAAAUCAGUGGUGCAGCUUGACAUGGCCAACACCAAGAAAGCUCUGGUCGUUCCAGCAUUUGAGACGCUGCGAUAUCGCCUGUCCUACCCCAAAUCUAAAGCUGAGCUGCUCUCUCAGUUGGACAUGGGCACGCUCUUUACCUUCAGGUAUCAUGUAUGGACUAAAGGCCAUGCACCCACUAACUUUGCCAAAUGGCGGACUGCCACCACGCCCUACAGGGUGCAGUGGGAGGCUGACUUCGAACCCUACGUCAUGGUGAGGAGGGACUGUCCUGAGUAUGACCGCCGCUUUGUGGGCUUUGGUUGGAACAAGGUGGCACACAUCAUGGAGCUGGAUGCACAGGAAUAUGAGUUUGUGGUUCUGCCCAACGCCUACAUGAUCCACAUGCCUCAUGCUCCCAGCUUUGACAUCACCAAGUUUCGCUCUAAUAAGCAGUACCGGGUCUGCCUGAAAACCCUGAAGGAGGAGUUCCAGCAGAACAUGUCGCGGCGCUACGGCUUUGCUGCUCUUAAGUACAUGACAGCUGACAACAACAGCUAGCUACCACUGCAGACCCUCACACCCCUGAACUAUUGACCGCUCUGAGGCUGGGGAGUAGGGCGCAGGAAACCCGUGUGGUGAUCAUUUGAGACUUGAGUUGCUCAAACUUCAUUAGCACAUUGGGACUGGAAGAUCUUUAUGAUCAGACUGUGUCCUUUUGAUAAUCCAAGUGAAGUUCACUUCUGCAAGGAUGUCAAACCUGUGAAAGGUGACACAAGUGAAUAGUGGAAGUAAGCGAAGGAUAGCAGACAUUUGGUCAGUGGGACUUGUGUAACAUUAUGUAUGUAUGCAAAUGUUUGUACGUGCAAGUAGAUACAAAGUGUGCGUGCGUGCUCCAGGACAGAGGUGAAGCUUACACUGCACUGCGAAGAGGAACGGCCUCCAGCUGCCAUGAAGUGACAGAACAGCAGCAGUCUGAUUGACAGCACACCCCAAAUCAAAUGCAAAUCAUCACUAGACACAGCUGCCAACAUGUUCAAACACAUUCUGAAAUGUCAUUGUGACAAGUGGCACGCACACCACAGAUACAGAGGGGAGCAGGCAGCCGACCAUCUGCUGCUCAGACGACCAGGGAUGAGAUAUGCAGCGAUGGCUGGAGGUCGUCCAUGUGGCUGAUGUUCAGGGUGUCAAACAUCUGAGCCCGAGCUUGAUGCUAGCAAAUGUCUUGUGUGAUGAAGGUAGCAGUGCACUGAUCCACAGAUCGGCUCACUUUUAUUUGCCCACCUGAACAGAGCAACACAUGCCUCGUCAUUGGCAUCUUCCAACACCAGUAUGAUUUUCAUGUCCUAUUGGCUGGAGCAGGGACGUUAACUGAAGCUGCUAUAGAGUAUAUCCACCAGACACUCAGGACCAUGACGAGAUGCAGUCGCUUCGUUUUUCAAAUUCAAAAUAGAAAUACUUUACAAAGUAGUUAAGUUCCAUUUCAAAGCCUGCCUGCAGAAUCAGUGAUCACUUGCACAUGUACAUACUGUUUAAUUUUGACAGCAGUGGAUUGAUGUUUUUCCACUAUUUUAGCUUGAAGUUAAGAACCACAGUUUCCCCCUAGUCUUAAAGACUCAUUGACAAGAUGAGCUGCACCAACGUAGGCGGCAGCAGGAGACAAAACACUGUCAUAAAUUCCUCCAGAUUGUUUUUGUUUGACAGGUGGGUCUUUACUCUCCCUCAUCUCCCCACUGCACUACACACACUCCAGAUUAAUUAAGUAUUUAUACAUGUGUGUCCCCUAAAACGUUCACCUCAUGGAUGAACUUUGUUUAAAAUCCACUUGAAUCCACUUUACAAAGUUUCACCCUUCAGUUUAACAAAGUCUGGAUGGAUGAGAGACAAAUCAUUAAGAAACUCUGUAGCUGUUUGACCAUUGGACAGCGGACUUCAAACCAUAAUGUUCUGUCUGCGAUGAUUCACAAAUUAUAGCUUAUCUGAUCGAUUGAGCUUCCUCUAAACAGUGAUUUCUGAUUCAUCACUGAGGCUUAAGAGUAUUUGCAUUGAGCUGCUGAGGUUGUGCUGUAUUAACUAGCAUUCAACACUGGCCACCAUCCAUGACAUAACCAGUUAGCAGUGCUAUACAUCAUCUGGUAGUAUCUGAUUCUGCGGCUGAAUAACGACAUAUGUCGUCAUAGUUAACAAACAGGAACGUCUAAAGAAUCAGAAGAUACUAGAGAGGGUCAGAAUAACUGAUAUAGCAAUAUAAAAUAAAUAAACCUGCUGACAUUAACAUAGGUCUAGUUAUGGGAUAAUAGGAACUUAAAAUGACACAAACCAAAGGAGUCUUCUUAAACAUGUACAUUUAAAAGUCUUCUCAGUGCCUUGUAGAAGUGUUAAUUCCCUUUUUCACUAUUUCAUUGGAAUUUUUUUGGAGAAUAGUUUUCAUUUUUUUCUUGAGGUGUGCUGUGUACUCAGCUUCCUUUAAAGCCCUCUUUACACAUUUAGUGGGACAUUGUGGCCCAUUGUUCAAAGGAGGGGAUGGAGAGUUUAGGCUGAAGUUCCAUUGAGGUCUUGUGUGUCUAAAGCACCUUCUUCCAAGUGUUUCUCCCAAACCAGCAAAUGUUCUUUUUAUGGUUCUUCCAUAAACACUGGGGUUGUGGACUAAUAGUUGCUCUGUGGACUGAUUCAUAUCCUGAUUAAUGCCCAUUCUGUUACUGCUGAGCCAAGACCAAAGUAAAGAAGGGUUAUGAGUUUAAAGGGAUUUUAACUUGCGCAACAUAUUUCAAUGCUGCUGCCACUGGUCUCUCUCUCACUUCAUGAAACUUGGGGCCUGUGUCUCUGUCUCCAUCUUGCUCUCUCUCUUUAUGAUUACACUCUCGCCUGGUGUGAGUACAAGUGAGUAAACUGUGGCUUUGUUCACUGCACAUGCGUAGGCGUGAAUGUGUCUGGAAGUGUGUAAGUACGACAAUGCUGACUGAUGCUGCUACCUGAAUAAAGCAGAUUCAAACA